This is a messenger RNA of Rubroshorea leprosula, 800 nucleotides long. The record is from the annotation of a GenBank genome assembly. NCBI's taxonomy places the organism in Eukaryota, Viridiplantae, Streptophyta, Magnoliopsida, Malvales, Dipterocarpaceae.
UUUCGCACGAUCCAACCUCCUCAUUCUCCUCACGCUGUACCACCUGCACUGGGUCCAUUUCCUCAUGCAGCAUAGCUGUUUCCUUCUCAUUUGAUAUCCUUCCCUGGCCUGUACUUGUUUCUUUUCAACCCAUUGACUCUUUGCCUUCACCCGGCCCUAAUCAUUCUCCUUACCUCUUGCAAAUUUAACUUCCACUGAAUAACUCGAUUCCCGAUGAGCGAUACACCCAUCUGAAAGAGAUGCACUUCUUUCCGCCUGCUGAGCCCUCUUUUUCGAAUCCGCUGGCAUCUGCUGGGCUUUCUCCCGCCUUAAUUGUCGCUGCUUCAUCCGUCCAGUCAGCCAAUUUGCUUGCUCUUUCCAGAUUUCUGCCACUUCUUCUGGAUAACAGUUUGCAACUUUUCUAUGCCUUUUGCCCGACUAUUCCUUAAGGUCCUCAUCACGUGAUGAGUCUUCUAGAUUUGUGUCAUUGGCCCUUUGUUGCUGUACCUGUUUCCUUCUCAUGAAGCAUAGCUGUUUCCUUCACUGUGUUUUUUCGUUUUGUGAUUGGAAGGUUAAUCCGCUUGAGACUACUGCAGCUAUAAGAAAACACAAAAGGAUGCUGAAGGAGUUCCAUAUGAAUCAAGAGGGGCGGGUAUAAUGGGUUCGCUGGGUGGGUUAGUUGCAGCUCACAUGUUCUUUGGGUUCUGGUAAAGGUUGCUAGAAGAGUAAUUUAUGAUUAUAUGCUUUCACUGGUUGUAAUCUAAUUUUGUAUAUAGAUUGGAGUAACCUUGUACUCCACGUAAUAAAAUUUAUUUAUUUUG